Messenger RNA from Trichosporon asahii var. asahii CBS 2479, 1821 nucleotides. Its product is annotated as riken protein. NCBI's taxonomy places the organism in Eukaryota, Fungi, Basidiomycota, Tremellomycetes, Trichosporonales, Trichosporonaceae. Gene Ontology annotation, biological process: ubiquitin-dependent protein catabolic process. The record is from RefSeq and is a predicted model, not a curated record. Gene Ontology annotation, molecular function: ubiquitin protein ligase activity. The transcript has 5 exons. Gene Ontology annotation, cellular component: cytoplasm. Bases 1 to 1821 code for a protein of 606 amino acids.
AUGCCUGCACGGUUGCCCGCUCUCCGCGGUCCCGUUCGGCCAAGGCACCUCUGGGCGCUCGCGACCCUCUCGAUCGUCACCUUUGCAGCACUCUUCCCAUCACCAACACUAGCCGCCCCGACCCAGGGUCUCCUCGACAAUGCCGGACCUGAUGCAGGAUACUCGGACGAGGACGACUACAACCGCAUCGUCCGCGAGGCGUGGGCACGCAUUGCCGACCCGGUCGAGCCGUGGAGCAUGUCCUACGUCAAGGCUGCAGCUGAGCCGGACACGGGCUGGAUCUCGCACUGGUUCUCGAUGGGUGGUGAGGGAACUUUGACUCUCGGUGACUCCAACAUCACGCUCCCACACCGACCUGCUGCGUUCCCGACUUUCCUUCGACCGGACACUGAGCUUCCAGUCAACGGAACGAUGGUAGCGUUCCAGGACCUCCCAGACCCCAAGUCCGAUCUUCACCAGCUCCGACUUCGGUCGACCGGCUCAUCGGGAUGGAGGGCAGGCGCUACAGGCGCGAGCUCGGGCUUCAGCGCGAUCGACUCUGAAGCGCAUGAGAACAACCGCCCGUUAUCACGGCCCCGCUCAGACCACCCUCCACAGCGCGCGUGUGUGCCCCCAGCUUGGCCACCCAUCCGCCCCUCGCCGCCCCAGCCGCCCUAUGUCGUCGCCUUGGUGGAGAGGGGGGACUGUGACUUCGCUACCAAGGUCCUGGCUGCUCAGGAGCGGGGGGCAGCAGCCGUAGUCGUGGGUGACAGCCCUGCUCGGGCCGGUGAGACAGACGAGGAGGGUCGGAAACGGGAGAAUCUCAUCACGAUGUACUCACCGGAGGACACGACCAACAUUAUCAUCCCAUCUGUCUUCGUGUCUCGAGCGAGCUACCUUACCCUGCGGGACAUGCUCAGCAACCACACCAAGUUGAAGGUGGAAGUUGGAGAAGCCGACGACGACGGCAACACUCUAGGCAGUCUUCUGACAUUUGCCCUCCUGAUGCCCUCGUUGUUCCUUCUUGCUACGAUUGCUGCGCAUCGUGUGCGCAUCCACCGGCAGCGCGAGGCAAACCGUGCCCCUCCGACGGUCGUGUUAUCUCUCCCUGAGCGAGUGUGGACGCCAGACAUUGUAUGGGAGAAGGACGAGACGGACGACUCAGAUGCUGGGCUGGACGACGAGCAUCGCAAGCCCGAUGACUCGGAGCAGGCGCCGAAGUCCCCGGAGAAUGAGCUCCAUCGCUCGACUUCGGCAGGCGAACCGCUUUCCGGCGACGACAUUGUUCCUGGUACCAGUGGCAUUGUGGUGGAGACGAUCCCGGCAAUCGACUCGGCGACUUCUCCUCCUCACCGCCGCACAGGCAAGCAGCGACGGAAGAGCAAGCGGUACUACUCGAAGGACGAGUGUGCGAUCUGCAUGGAGAACUUUAGCCGCGGCGAGAUCGUGCGCAUUCUGCCCUGCGGCCACGUGUUCCACAAGGACGAGUGUGAUGAGUGGCUGCUGAAGUGGCGCAAGCUUUGCCCUACAUGCCGUGCAGACGUCACUGUGUCUCCGGGGGACAUGUCGGCUUCGACCACUUUGACGCCCGUUGUCGACGCGCAGGCUGCUCGCACGGACUACGGCGCGACCGGAACAGUCGCCGGUGAGGGCGCCGAGGCGCCGGACGGAGGCUCUCGGCUCGCCUGGCUCGGCCAAAUGCGUGACCGUGCGAUCGCCCGGGCAGGCGCGGCGGUCUCGUCCGUGAACGACAGCUUGCGCGCCAUCGUCCGGGGUGACAAUGCGCCACCGGCGCGUCCGGCGUUGGACGAACGCACGCCGCUGCGCGGCACCGAUGUCUGA